ACAACAACUUAGUUUCCACAAUGACACCGCUUCUGUUCUUGAUCCUCCUCACCCACACCGCUCUCGCCGACUUCUGGGACGACCGCAACACCCUUCUAUCAAACGAAGCCUCUCAACUCCUCGGAUCGUCAAUCCAACUAACCGAAGAUGAGCAAAAAGUAAACGACAUUCUAAUGAACCUCAAAUUCCAAGAAUACGACGAGGGUUUCUUGGAUCCGUCAAAAUUUUUGCCCUCGAUUCACUUCUUUCAUUCGAAAGCGGCCAUCGAGCAAUCCGAGGUGUUCAAGUUCAUCCAGAAGGUACCAAAAGGAGCGUCUCUGCACUCCCAUUCUAGCGCUAUGUUGAGUUUUGAGGCUCUCUUCAACUUGACUUACAUGGAGGGGUUGUAUGGGUGUGACGACAAUGGAACGUUUAGACUGUACUUUUUUUUCGGUGGUGUUAACGACGAUUGUGAGUGGAGGUUGUUGUCGGAUUGGCGAAACGAAGAUUCUGGGUUUGAUGAAUUUCUUACAAGUAAGAUGACGCUGGUUGUGGACGAUCCGGUGGGUACUUAUGGUGAUAUUAAUGCUGUUUGGAGCACCUUCCAGGGGAUUUUUGGGUUUGUGUCACCUCUGUUUGACUACAGGCAGUUUUUGCACGACUAUUUGUACCAAGUGCUUCAGGAGUUCAACGACGACAACGUCAAAUACUUGGAAAUUAGAGGAGGAUUCGGGGAGACUUUUGAUUCAAAUAACACCAUCUAUGGACCUUUGGACACAGCUCAACUGUACAUAGAUACACAGCGAGAAUUUCUCCAAAACAAUCCCGACUUUGCCGGAAUUCGAAUCAUCUAUUCUAAAUCCAGACGGGUCAGUACUGACACCAUGGACACCUACAUUUCCAACUACUUCGACUUACGAGCAGCCCAACCCGAUCUGAUCGCCGGCUUCGAUCUAGUCGGUCAAGAAGACCUCGGGGAACCCCUUUCUGUGUUUGCAGACCAACUAGCAACGAUUGCCAACCAAACAAAAUUUUUCUUCCACGCUGGAGAAACCAACUGGUACGGAGCAACCGAUCUUAACCUAGUCGACGCCAUCUUGCUCAACACGAGUCGCAUCGGUCACGCUUUCGCCAUUACGAAACACCCAGAAGUACUCAGAGUCGUCAAGGAGAAAAACAUAGGACUCGAGUUGAAUCCAAUAUCUAAUCAGGUUUUGAAACUGGUUGAUGAUCUUAGGAACCAUGUGGGUGCUUAUUUGAUUGCGAAUGGGUACCCGGUGGUGAUCACGUGCGAUGACCCGAGUUUCUGGGGGUCGAAGGGGUUGAGCUACGACUGGUAUAUGGCUUUUAUGGGGAUGACCCCUCGGGAUGGCGAUCUGCGGAUUUUGAAGCAGCUGGCGUGGAAUUCUUUGCUUUAUUCGUCGUUGAGCGAAGAGGAUUUGGUGUAUGCUAUAGAGUUGCUGACAGGUUGGUGGGAUGAUUUUAUAAACGAGAUUCUUGAAACGUAUCAGUGAAGUGUGGUAAUCUUAUCGAUGUUGUCGACAAGGUUUUGGAGUGCUCGAUUUAGAAAAGUUGUGUUUCGAGGUCGUAAUAAAUGCUUCCAAGUAUAAACAA
Zophobas morio is the source of this 1593-nucleotide messenger RNA. RefSeq names its product adenosine deaminase 2-like. The record is from RefSeq and is a predicted model, not a curated record. Bases 21 to 1493 code for a protein of 490 amino acids. Gene Ontology annotation, biological process: adenosine catabolic process; inosine biosynthetic process. The transcript has a single exon. Gene Ontology annotation, molecular function: adenosine deaminase activity. NCBI's taxonomy places the organism in Eukaryota, Metazoa, Arthropoda, Insecta, Coleoptera, Tenebrionidae.